Messenger RNA from Myotis lucifugus (little brown bat), 7337 nucleotides. RefSeq names its product autophagy related 2B (gene ATG2B). The coding region runs from base 62 to 6280 and encodes 2072 amino acids. Lineage: Eukaryota; Metazoa; Chordata; Mammalia; Chiroptera; Vespertilionidae. The transcript is spliced from 41 exons. Gene Ontology annotation, biological process: autophagy of mitochondrion; reticulophagy; piecemeal microautophagy of the nucleus. Gene Ontology annotation, cellular component: phagophore assembly site; extrinsic component of membrane. The record is from RefSeq and is a predicted model, not a curated record. Gene Ontology annotation, molecular function: phosphatidylinositol-3-phosphate binding.
GCCGGAGCCUGCGCCACGAGGCCGGAGUCGCCGCCGCCCGCAGCCGCCGCCAGCCUUCAUCAUGCCGUGGCCGUUCUCAGAGUCCAUCAAGAAGAGGGCCUGCCGGUACCUCCUGCAGCGGUACCUGGGCCACUUCCUGCAGGAGAAGCUGAGCCUGGAGCAGCUCAGCCUGGACCUGUACCAGGGCACCGGCUCCCUCGCCCAGGUCCCCUUGGACAAAUGGUGCCUCAAUGAGAUCCUGGAGUCAGCAGAUGCGCCUUUAGAAGUCACUGAAGGAUUCAUACAGUCAAUUUCUCUGUCAGUUCCAUGGGGCUCCUUGCUACAGGAUAAUUGUGCACUGGAAGUGAAAGGGCUAGAAAUGGUCUUCCGACCUAGACCUCGCCUAGCAACUGGAUCUGAGCCUAUGUAUUGGUCAAGUUUCAUGACCAGCAGUAUGCAGUUGGCGAAGGAAUGUCUUAGCCAGAAACUAACAGAUGAACAAGGAGAAGGAUCCCAGCCUUUUGAAGGACUUGAAAAGUUUGCUGAAACCAUUGAAACAGUACUAAGAAGAGUAAAAGUCACUUUUAUAGACACCGUCUUGAGAAUUGAACAUGUGCCAGAAAACUCCAAAACUGGAACUGCACUUGAAAUUCGAAUAGAAAGAACUGUAUACUGUGAUGAAACUGCAGACGAGUCCUCAGGAAUUAACGUCCAUCAGCCUACAGCUUUUGCUCACAAGUUACUCCAGCUCUCUGGAGUGUCUCUCUUCUGGGAUGAGUUUUCUGCAUCAGCAAAAUCUUCCCCAGUGUGUUCAACUGCACCAGUGGAAACUGAGCCAAAGCUGUCACCUAGCUGGAAUCCUAAAAUCGUUUAUGAGCCACACCCACAGCUAACUAGAACUUUACCAGAGGUAGCACCCUCUGACCCAGUGCAGAUUGGAGGGCUAAUUGGUAGGUUGGAGUUGAGUCUCACGCUGAAACAAAACGAAGUGCUUCCUGGAGCUAAGUUGGAUAUUGAUGGACAGAUAGACUCUAUUCAUCUAUUCCUGUCUCCAAGACAGGUACACUUGCUUUUGGAUAUGUUAGCAGCUAUUGCUGGACCAGAAAAUUCUAGCAAAUUAGGUUUAGCUAAUAAAGAUAGGAAGAAUCGACCCAUGCAGCAGGAAGAAGAAUAUCGCAUUCAGAUGGAAUUAAACCGCUAUUAUUUGAGAAAAGAUUCCCUUUCUGUGGGUGUAUCUUCAGAGCAAAGCUUUUAUGAGUCAGAAACGGCUCGUACACCUUCUAGCCGUGAAGAAGAAGUUUUCUUCUCCAUGGCUGAUAUGGACAUGUCCCAUAGUCUCUCUUCUCUUCCACCUCUUGGGGACCCCCCAAAUAUGGACCUUGAGUUAUCAUUAACUAGCACAUAUACAAAUACCCCAGCUGGAUCUCCCUUAAGUGCUACUGUGCUUCAGCCAACCUGGGGAGAUUUCCUUGAUCAUCAUAAAGAACAGCCAGUAAGAGGGUCAACACUGCCAUCCAACCUAGUUCACCCAUCGUCUCUACAGAAGACUUCUCUCCCCUCUAGAUCUGUCUCAAUGGAUGAAUCCAGGCCGGAGCUCAUUUUUCGACUAGCUGUGGGAACUUUGUCUGUCUCUGUGCUUCACAUUGAUCCAUUGUCUCCACCUGAAACAUCAUUGAACCUUAAUCCAUUGACACCUCUGGCGAUAGCUUUCUUUUCUUGUAUAGAAAAGAUAGAUCCAGCGAGAUUUUCAACAGAUGAUUUUAAAUCUUUCAGAACAGUAUUUGCAGAAGCUUGCUCACAUGAUCACCUUAGAUUCAUAGGCACUGGCAUCAAAGUAUCCUAUGAACAAAGACAAAGAUCAGCUUCCAGGUAUUUUAGUACUGAUAUGUCUAUUGGUCAAAUGGAACUUUUGGAGUGCCUGUUUCCAACUGAUUUUCAUUCUGUUUCUCCUCACUAUACAGAGCUUUUAAUGUUCCAUUCCAAAGAACGAACUGAUUCCCACCCCCCUGUGUGUCUUCAGCUUCAUUAUAAGCAUUCUGAGAAUAAAGGGCCCCAGGGUAAUCAAGCAAGACUUAGUUCUGUUCCUCAGAAGGCAGAAUUACAAAUUAAAUUAAAUCCCGUAUUUUGUGAGCUGGAUAUCAGUAUUGUGGACAGAUUAAAUUCCUUGCUUCAACCACAGAAACUUACUACAGUAGAGAUGAUGGCAUCUCACAUGUAUACUUCAUAUAAUAAGCAUAUUAGUCUGCACAAGGCUUUCACUGAAGUGUUUCUAGAUGACUCACAUAAUCCUGCUAAUUGUCGAAUAUCGGUACAAGUUGCCACACCAGCAUUAAACCUUUCUGUUCGUUUCCCAAUACCCGAUCUUCGAUCAGAUCAGGAAAGAGGACCGUGGUUUAAGAAGUCACUUCAGAAGGAGAUUCUUCAUUUAGCAUUCACAGAUCUAGAAUUUAAGACUGAAUUCAUAGGAGGAUCAACCCCAGAACAAAUUAAAUUGGAACUUACCUUUAGAGAACUAACUGGGUCAUUCCAGGAAGAUAAAGGAGAGCCAUCUGUUAAGUUUCUCCACGUGUCUGGUGGAGUAGAUGGAGAUACAACAUCGUCAGAUGACUUUGACUGGCCACGAAUUGUAUUGAAAAUAAAUCCACCAGCCAUGCAUUCCAUUUUGGAGAGAAUAGCAGCGGAGGAAGAAGAGGAGAGUGAUGGCCACUAUCAGGAAGAAGAAGAAGGCGGUGCUCACUCCCUGAAAGACGUGUGUGAUCUGAGAAGACCCGCCCCCUCUCCCUUUUCUUCUCGUAGAGUAAUGUUUGAGAACGAACAGAUGGUGAUGCCAGGAGACCCUGUAGAAAUGACAGAAUUUCAGGAUAAAGCAAUCAGCAAUUCUCACUAUGUCCUGGAACUUUCGUUACCCAAUGUUCACAUGACACUACCUAAUAGAAGCUUUUAUGAGAAGCUUUAUAAUAGGAUCUUCAAUGACUUGCUGCUGUGGGAACCAACAGCUCCUUCACCAGUGGAGACUUUUGAAAAUAUUUCGUAUGGUAUUGGGCUGUCAGUAGCCAGUCAACUGAUCAAUACCUUCAACAAGGACAGUUUUAGUCCUUUUAAAUCUACAGUUCACUAUGAUGAGGAAAGUGGAUCAGAGGAGGAGACUUUGCAGUAUUUUUCUACUCUUGAUCCCAACUAUCGUUCCCGUAGGAAAAAAAAACUCGACUCUCAGAAUAAGAACUCGCAGAGUUUUCUCUCCGUUCUUCUGAGUAUUAAUCACGGAUUAAUGUCAGUGUAUACAGACGUAAAGCAAGAGAAUGGAGAUCUUUUGGAAAACAAGCAUGGUGAAUUCUGGGUAGAGUUCAGUAGUGGCACGUUAUUUUGUGUGACAAAAUAUGAAGGUUUCGAUGACAAGCACUACAUCUGCCUUCAUUCCAGCACCUUCAGUCUGUACCACAAAGGCAUAGUGGAUGGAGUGAUUCUUCCUACAGAAGUACGGCUGCCCAGUGCCACACACCCACACUGGUUGGAACCUACCAUUUAUUGCUCUGAAGAAAAUGGCCUCAGUAGAGCUUCUUCAGAGGGUGUUGGAGGAGACACGUUGAAUAUGCUCUCUGCUGCUGUUAAAAUACUGUCUGAUAAAUCAGAGUCCAAUACAAAGGAAUUUCUCAUUGCUGUGGGGCUGAAAGGAGCCACUCUCCAGCACAGAGUACUCCCUUCCGGGCUGAGCUGGCACGAGCAGAUUUUAUACUUCCUGAACAUUGCUGAUGAACCUGUUCUGGGAUAUAAUCCUCCAACUUCGCUUACAACUUUUCAUGUUCAUCUCUGGAGCUGUGCACUUGAUUAUAGGCCUCUUUACUUGCCAAUCCGAUCUCUUCUUACUGUUGAGACAUUCAGCAUUUCAAGUAGUGUUGCCUUGGAUAAAUCGUCUUCUACGCUCAGAAUAAUCUUGGAUGAAGCUGCUUUACAUCUGUCUGACAAGUGUAACACUGUCACUGUAAAUCUGAAUAGAGAUUAUGUUCGUGUGAUGGAUAUGGGGCUUUUAGAAUUAACCAUAACUGCAGUGAAGUCUGAUUCUGAUGGAGAGAAAACUGACUCACGCUUUGAGUUACACUGUUCCAGCGACGUUGUGCACAUCAGAACGUGCUCAGACUCCUGUGCUGCUUUAAUGAAUCUCAUUCAGUACAUUGCAAGCUAUGGCGACUUACAUGCAGCCAACAAGACGGAGGUGAAGGCAGGAGCCCCUCAGAGAAAGACCACGGUACAAUUUCGGUGUCGGUCGUCCUCACGAGGCCCAGUACUUCCUGAAGCAGAUCAACAGAUUUUACGAGAUUUGAUGAGCGAUGCCAUGGAGGAGAUUGAAGUGCACCAGGCCAGUUCCUCCGUGAAACCACAGUCUAACGGUGUUUUGGAUGAAAAAUGUCACAUUCAGGAGCCAUGUUGUUCAGACCUCUUCCUGUUUCCAGAUGAGAGUGGGAAUGUGUCCCAGGAGCCCGGCCCCACUUAUGCCUCCUUCACCCCCCACUUGAUUAGUGACGCAGUGCCAGGGGUGUCCACUGAAAACGAUGACUUUUGCAUUCUCUUUGCACCAAGGGCAACCGUUCAGGAGAAGGAAGAAGAGCCAGUUGUAAAAAUAAUGGCUGAAGAUGCAAUUGUGAUAAGAGAUAAUUACUUCAGUCUGCCCGUUAAGAAGACAGAUGCGAGCAGAGCCCCCUUGCACUUCCCCGUUCCCGUCGUCCGGUAUGUUGUUAAAGAAGUCUCUCUUGUUUGGCAUCUUUAUGGAGGAAAGGAUUUUGGAACAGCCCCUCCUACUUCUCCAGCUAAAAGUUACAUUAGUCCCCACAGUUCACCUUCUCACACGCCCACAAGACAUGGGCGUAAUAUGGUAUGUGGGGGCAAAGGAAGAAACCAUGACUUUUUAAUGGAAAUACAGUUAAGCAAGGUGAAGUUUCAGCAUGAGGUCUACCCACCGUGCAAGCCGGAGUGCGACCCCAGCCUCUUAGAGCACCCAGUUUCCCGGCAGGUGUUCCUCGUGCAGGACCUUGAGAUUCGAGACCGGCUGGCCACGUCACAGAUGAACAAGUUCUUGUACCUGUAUUGCAGCAAGGAAAUGCCUCGCAAAGCUCAUUCCAACAUGUUGACCGUGAAAGCAUUACACGUGCGCCCAGAGUCGGGCAGGUCACCUCAGGAGUGCUGCUUACGAGUGUCACUGAUGCCACUUCGCCUCAAUAUCGACCAGGAUGCCUUGUUCUUCCUGAAGGAUUUCUUCACAAGUCUUUCUACAGAAGUAGAGCUUCUAAUGGCUCCAGAUCCAGAAGUGAAGAAGUCUCCCGGCGCUGACGUCACCUGCAGUGUGCCAAGGCACCUGAGUACCUUGAAGGAGCCAAGUCUAGUGCUUUCUUUCUCUGGGCCAAAGCCACCUUCCCCAAACGACAGUGCCAAUUCAGCGGAAGUGGCGAACGGGGAGGAAGAGAAGGACUUCGCGGCUGAAGAAGCCUCGUUUAGUGACCAGCCUGUGUUUUUUAGAGAAUUCAGAUUCACAUCAGAAGUUCCUAUUCGGCUUGAUUAUCAUGGCAAACACGUAUCAAUGGAUCAGGGCACACUAGCUGGGAUCUUGAUUGGUCUGGCCCAGUUGAACUGCUCUGAACUGAAGCUGAAGAGGCUCUUCUAUCGGCAGGGUGAGCCUUUGCUAGGUGUUGACAAAUUAUUCUCCUAUGCAAUCACUGAAUGGCUUACUGACAUUAAGAAGAACCAGCUACCAGGAAUCCUGGGAGGUGUUGGGCCUAUGCACUCACUAGUACAAUUAGUGCAAGGCCUGAAGGACUUGGUCUGGUUGCCAAUAGAGCAGUACCGGAAGGAUGGCCGCAUCGUCAGAGGGUUUCAGAGGGGCGCUGCCUCCUUUGGCACCUCGACAGCCAUGGCUGCCCUGGAACUCACCAACAGGAUGGUUCAAACCAUACAGGUACCUUUCCAUAGGCUGCCUGAACCUAUGCAGAAGGACGAGCUGUUACAGAACCGUUCCUCCAUUUUGUUUUAUGAUGAUAUUGUGAAAAUGUUGAGAAAAGCUAUUUUAUUCGUAGUAUCAUGCUUUUUUUAUUACACGGCUCACACCAUUUAUGAGACCGCAGCUCGAGAGCACGUGAGCCGGGGGGUCACCGGGGCGGUGGGCGAAGUCCUGCGCCAGAUCCCUCCAGCUGUGGUGAAGCCGCUGAUCGUUGCCACAGAGGCAACAUCGAACGUGCUAGGAGGCAUGAGAAACCAAAUUAGACCAGAUGUUCGGCAAGACGAGUCCCAGAAGUGGCGCCACGGGGAAGACUGACACUACAGACACGGUUUUUCCACAACGCUGAGGGCGGGACUAAGGAGCAGAGUGUCCCCUGGGCCAUUGGAGAGGGAACUCAUUUCAUUUUAUUGUGCUCAUCUCAGGAACAAAAGCAUUUCUUAAAUAAUUUUAAUAUCACAAAAACAUGCAACCAAAACUUCUGUCAUUUCAGGUCUAGUUUGGUACUUGCCUGUAGACAUGUAUGGUGGCUGGGGUCAAAGGUCUCUAAAGCAAUUGCUGCCAAGUGAGUGGAAUGCUUGCUCUUGUCACCCCGACUCUGCUUCUGCUGGUUCCCGGCGCGCUGUCCUGGGAAAGCUCUCGCAGUAGAGAGCUCAGAGUACUCGCGCCCCGAGAGAGCACAGCUUAGGGCGCGCUGAGGUUUAGAAAGAAUCCCAGCUUCCAAACCCUCAGCAAGAGAGAGAGAGAGAGAGAGAGAGAGAGAGAGAGAGAGAGAGAGAGCGAGAGCCAGCCACAGGCAAAGCAAGCGAACAGGGUUGUCCAUAUGCUUAUGAGGCAUAAAUCACCCAGCCUGUGGGUUGUGUGUUCACGCCCUGAGAACACAUUGUUGCCACGUACUCAGAAAGUCCCCCGUGGGAGCCGAGCACGGGGAUGUCCAGACGUGUCCUGUUGUGUUGCACUUUAUCCCGUGUGUGUAUGUGUGUGUUUAGAUGAAUACGAGUCAUGUGCUGUCUUCUUUAUGUAAUUUACAAAGUCAUACAAAACACAAAAAGUCAGUCUGAAAGUUUUUGGCAAAAGAAGGUAAUUCUAGUAUAAUAAUCUCCACUUAUUUGAAGUGUAAAUGAAAAUGUGCAUUCUGUGAUGAGCUGGGGCCCGCAUAAGUGUUCAUACGUUCAGUUUUAGCAGGUAUAGUGCAAGCUUGUUGGGAAUGUAUGGAAAGGGAGGUUGGAAGUGGCUUUUAUGCUUUUCAUAUUAACCAAACGUCCUCUAAGUAUGCCCUGCUCAGUGAUUUGGAAGUACCGUUUUUACUUGGUGAACAGUGUACAUUUUGAUAACCUGUCAGGAAUGAAUAAAGUAUUUUUAUUUAAAGGUGAAA